This is a messenger RNA of Condylostylus longicornis, 799 nucleotides long. RefSeq names its product coiled-coil domain-containing protein 115. Bases 97 to 669 code for a protein of 190 amino acids. Gene Ontology annotation, biological process: vacuolar proton-transporting V-type ATPase complex assembly. The transcript has 2 exons. The record is from RefSeq and is a predicted model, not a curated record. Gene Ontology annotation, cellular component: extrinsic component of endoplasmic reticulum membrane. NCBI's taxonomy places the organism in Eukaryota, Metazoa, Arthropoda, Insecta, Diptera, Dolichopodidae.
UGAAAAAAGGGAAAGGAAAGUUUAUUUAUUUUAAAGUCAAAAUAUUUAGAAAAAAAAAACUUAAAUAAAAAUUAAAAUUUUCCAAAUUGCUUCAAAAUGAACAAUUCUGUUGAAGAUUUGUCAAAUAAAAUGGAAAAAACUCAUUUAGAGGAAAAUAGUUCACCUUUUUUAGAAUUGAGCAAGGAAUUAAAUUUAAAAGAGGUUUGUAAUUUAAUUGAUAAAUUGUAUGUGGAACUACUAAGUUUGACUGAACAACAUAUUAGAUGUAAAAUUGAAAUGGAAAAGCGUCAAAAUGAAGGAAAUUUACUAAUAGCGAAAGCUAGAUACAUACAAGGUGGGAAAACAGUCUCAGCUGCACAACUGCCAACUGAUGAGGGUCCAGAAUUUAGUGCUCUAGUUUCUGUUUCUAAAAUUGAAUCUAUUGAGAAUUUAAGUAAUAAGAAGAUAAUUCUAGAAAAACAUUCUGUUGAUAAAAAUAAGGGUUAUUUGGAUCCCAUAAAAUGGUUUGGUGUGCUAGUACCUAGAAGUUUGCAUUUUGCGAAGGAAAGAUAUCAACUAGCUAUCGAUUUGAUCAUAGAAGAUGUAAACAUUCAGCAAGAACUUUUAACAGUAAUGAGCUCUAUUGAAAAAUUAAAGCACAUAAAAAGUAUAUUACAGAAUUCAGAGUAAUGUUCCAAAAAUAUUUUAUUCCAAUAAAACACUAUUGUAAAUUCCUAACAAUACUACUCCAUGUAUCCAGAACAAUAAUUAUGCAAAAAUAGUUUGAAAUGAAAUAUAUUUUAAUGCUUUUUGAAAACAA